AUGGGCACGGCGGUAGCAACACCGCAGACGGCGGCCAGCGGCGGCGGGGAGCGUAAGCCUCGGCCGGCGCAGGAUCAUGUGCUCAAGUGCCCGCGGUGCGACUCCACCAACACCAAGUUCUGCUACUACAACAACCACCGUAUGUCGCAGCCGCGCUACUUCUGCAAGGCCUGCCGCCGCUACUGGACUCAAGGCGGCUCCCUCCGCAACGUCCCCGUCGGUGGAGGAUGCCGCAAGAACAAGCGCUCAUCCGGCUCGUCCUCCUCCUCGGCAUCAUCCUUGCCGUCGUCCAGCUCAAGCUCCACUAAGAUGACUAGCCAGCAGCUGGUGCCGGGACAACCCACGGUUCCUGUCUCGACGGACUUCCCCAACGUGCUCCCGACAUUUAUGUCGACCGGCUUCGAGCUCCCCAGCGACUACAUGCCCUUGGCACCGCUGUCCUUGUCCAACUCCAACCCACCUCCGGCGCUGGCUACGGGUUCUGGGACGACGGCGUCAUUUCUGGACAUACUGAGAGGAGGGUUUCUUGAUGGCAACCAUCAGAGCAGCGGCUUCUACGGCCCUACGACCAACGGGAUGGUGAUGCCGCUGCUGCUGCCGCCGUCAUUUGGACUUGGUGUGAUGCAGCAUCAGCAUGGGGUGGGUGACGGUGGCGGCGCAACUGCUGCUACACACGGGCAGUGGCCGACACAGCAUGGGACCAACACUGGUGAUGUUGCUGGAUCAGCUGGGCUACUGCAGGUCGUUGGUGAUGAUGGUGCGCAUCAUGAUCAGCAGCAGCUGGGAUUGGGAAAUAGCAAUGAUGUGAUGGCGGCGGCACAAGUAGGGACUGCUACUGGAACAACAGCAAUGGCCGCUGUGCGUGUGCCAGACACUAGUGGUGCUUCUCCUGCGACUGCAAAUAAUUGGUUAAUAAUCCGUGGCAGGCAGGAGCGGGAGGCCUCAUCAAUAUUAAUAGCGGCUCCCUCUAAUUAA
Messenger RNA from Phragmites australis (common reed), 975 nucleotides. Its product is annotated as dof zinc finger protein PBF-like. The record is from RefSeq and is a predicted model, not a curated record. Gene Ontology annotation, molecular function: DNA binding; DNA-binding transcription factor activity. Gene Ontology annotation, biological process: regulation of DNA-templated transcription. Bases 1 to 975 code for a protein of 324 amino acids. The transcript has a single exon. Lineage: Eukaryota; Viridiplantae; Streptophyta; Magnoliopsida; Poales; Poaceae.